CCUCUAAGCCAGGGCGGAUCCAACGGGAAGGCUGGGGGCUCUAGCCCCACUACAUGCCAAAUCCCUUAUGGAAAAUAGAGGAGAGAGGAGGGGGAGGAAGAAGAAGUGGGUGGCUAAAGGAAGAAGAAGGUGGAGACCCCCAAGGACAUCAGGAGAUCGCCGGUGACCAAAAUCUAGCCAGCGACCUCAUCUCUUCUACACCUAAAUCACGGAGUGACAUGUGGCUUUGCAGCCUCUACUUCCGCUUCGGUUCUAGCAAAGGAUAUUACAAGGAUUGUGCUAAUGGCUUCUCAAGGAAUCAAAGCAGUUUGAUUUUCAAGCACUUGCAUUGGAUUUGGUUACUGGGUAAGAUUAGCUCCGUCGCAGCCCAGGAAGUUUUCCAAUGGCAUAUAAGGAACCGAAGGGCUUUCCAAUGCAUCAUGAGGAGGCCUCUUUCUCCUCAUCAUCAUUCCUUCACCUCACCAAGCACCUUUGAGAGAAGAAGCAGAAGUGGGGAAAGAGGUCAUGGUGAAUACGGUGGGAAGUGGGGAAAGAGGUCAUGGUGAAUACGGUGGAGGCACAGACAAUGGUUGAGCAUGAUAUGAGGUCGAAGCUUAAGCUAAUGGCGUUGAUCUCAAGCUUAGCGGUAUGUCCUCUUUCUCUAUUUCCUUUUUGCCCUGCCUUUUCUUUUCUUAUUUGACUGCUAUUGCUGCUCUGGAAGAACAGGAGGCAGCAAUGUGUGGCGACAGUGUGGAUUUGAAUUUUUGUU
Molecule: messenger RNA, 748 nt
Organism: Oryza brachyantha (malo sina)
Lineage: Eukaryota; Viridiplantae; Streptophyta; Magnoliopsida; Poales; Poaceae
Exons: 4
Coding region: 54-545 (163 amino acids)
Source: RefSeq, a predicted model, not a curated record